AGCCAGCAGACAGAUUCUGGAAUAGCGGUUUUAAACAAGGAAAUGCUGCAGCUGUCCAACUACCUGAAGGAGGCCCUGCACCGCGAGCUGCUGCUCAAGCAGAAGAUGGUGAUUUUGCAGGAGCUUUUCUCCACGCUGCUGCAAGCGUCCGAAAAAUCCUGGCAGGGUCAGCUGAACGAAGAUAAACUGAAGUGUAAACUAAGAGCACUGGAAAAUCAGCUGCAGGCCUGCACCCAGAGUUACUCAAAGGAGUGUGUGAAGAAGAUCCUGAUAGAGAUGGAGGACCAGAAGCAGACCUAUGAGCAGAAGGCAAAAGAGGCUCUUCAGAAGAUGCUGGAAGAUAAACUCCAAACAGAGCAACAGCUGCAAAACUCACAGAGAAGCCUGGCAGCGACGCGGGAGGACCUUGCCUUCUGGAAAGAGCACUACACCACGCUCAAAGCUGAAAUGACCAAGAUGACCACGGCGCACACCGAGCUCCAGACCAGCUUCCACGCUUUGCAAAGCGAACUGCAGCAUGCAGAGGCGCAGAAGGAGCGGCUGCAGCAGUCCCUGCACACCCUGCAGAGCGAGCACGCUGCGCUGCACCGGCGAGCCAGCGCCCUGCGCGAGGACAACGACCUGAAGGCAGAGCACAUCAGUGCCAUCGAAGAUAAACUGCAAAAAGAGCAAAGUCAGAAGGUAACGCUGGAGGCGACAAUCAGCCACUUGCAUAACUUGAUACAGAACCAGACCAACAAAUGGGAGACCCAGGAGGCGACGGUGCAAAGGAAAGACCAGGUUCUCACCACGCAGACCCCACCUCUCACUGCUGCCGAGGAAAAACAAAACUCCCUGUUAGAGCACCCCAAAGAGGAGGAGGGAGAAGAAAGUCUGCAGGAUGAGAUGCAGGAACAGACAUCCCAGCUCACGGCAAAGGAGAACGAGGUGAGGAGCCACCGAAUCAUGGCUGGGACCAAGCUGCUGGUGUAA
Molecule: messenger RNA, 972 nt
Organism: Pterocles gutturalis (yellow-throated sandgrouse)
Lineage: Eukaryota; Metazoa; Chordata; Aves; Pterocliformes; Pteroclidae
Product: TRAF3-interacting JNK-activating modulator-like
Exons: 11
Coding region: 43-972 (309 amino acids)
Source: RefSeq, a predicted model, not a curated record